AUGGCUUUAGAUUUUUCUGCAACAUAUAAAUUACUAGUUUUAGGUGAUUCAAAUGUAGGCAAAACGUGUAUUGUGCAUAGAUAUUGUGAUGAGCGAUAUUACGAUAUAUACAUAUCUACAAUAGGUAUAGAUUUCAAACAAAAGAUAAUAAACUUAGACGGUGUGCCAAUCAAACUCCAGAUAUGGGAUACCGCCGGCCAGGAGAGGUUUCGGACUCUAACAACAGCGUACUACCGAGGUGCCAUGGGCAUCAUACUUAUGUAUGACAUCACCAAUCUAGAGUCCUUCAAUCAUCUCUCUUACUGGCUAAGGAAUAUACAAGAAUACGCGUCACCCGAUGUGAUCAAGGUGUUGGUUGCGAACAAGUGCGACGUACAUGAGAAUCACAGAGCUGUACCUAAGGAGAGGGGCCAAAAGAUAGCGGAUGACUUCGAUAUGCCGUUUUUCGAAGUAUCCUGUAAAAGUAACAUCAAUAUUGAGGAAGCAUUUCUCACGUUAGCCAGGAAAAUACGAGAAUAUAGGGAUUCCAAGGCGGACGCCUUCGAGUUGAAAGAAAGAGAUAACGUCAUAAAGCCUUCUGAUUCGGAGACAGAUGUGUCAAAAUGUAGUUGUUAG
Molecule: messenger RNA, 615 nt
Organism: Arctia plantaginis
Lineage: Eukaryota; Metazoa; Arthropoda; Insecta; Lepidoptera; Erebidae
Source: the annotation of a GenBank genome assembly